Messenger RNA from Nelumbo nucifera (sacred lotus), 2778 nucleotides. RefSeq names its product protein ENHANCED DISEASE RESISTANCE 2-like. Gene Ontology annotation, molecular function: lipid binding. NCBI's taxonomy places the organism in Eukaryota, Viridiplantae, Streptophyta, Magnoliopsida, Proteales, Nelumbonaceae. The record is from RefSeq and is a predicted model, not a curated record.
UAGAAACAGGGGUGAGGAGGGAAGCAGGUUUGGUUUACUUUUUCCUGCAAACCAGAGAGAGGUUGUAUUUCCGGUAAAUGAUUCUCUGAUUCCCUUGAGUGGGAUCAGAGGAUCAUCUCCCACCAGUUUCAAAUAAGAAAAAAAAUAAAAAAAAAACUGCUUGUACAUUCGGUUCUGCAGCUCUGCCCAUGAAACUACACAGAAAUUUUCAAAGUUUAAUAGAUUUCGGCUUCUCAUAAAAGCGGAUAUACUCAAAUACGUAUAAGACAUCAAAGAGGACGGAGAAUUUCUCAGAUGGGGAUCUCUCAAAAAGAUGGGAAAAUGGAAGGUUGGUUAUAUCUAAUUCGUUCCAACCGGAUUGGACUCCAGUACUCGCGAAAACGGUAUUUCAUUCUCCAGAAUAACUGCCUUAAGAACUUCAAAUCAAUGCCAACGUCGGAAGAAGAGGAUCCUCUAAGAAGUGCAAUAAUAGAUUCUUGCAUCCGUGUCACAGACAAUGGGAGGGAGAACAUUAGUAGAAAAGUAUUCUUCAUUUUUACACUUUAUAAUACUUCUAAUCAUAGUGACCGGCUUAAGUUGGGAGCAAGUAGCCCAGAAGAAGCAGCAAGAUGGAUUCGCUCCUUUCAGGAAGCUGCAUUGAAGGAGUACCCGGGAGAACAUGUCACAUCCUUUCCCGAUGGCCAAUGGCAAUCAUUUAGGUUAACUGGUUCCAAGAGGGUGAGCCGCAUGAAUUCCAUAGACUGGACUCUUUGUUCAUCCAUGCAAACAGAUCCAGUGGCAUCUGAUGUUGUUGCACCCUCUUCAUGGACAAUCUUUGGCUGUCAAAAUGGGUUACGGUUAUUUAAGGAGGCAAAAGAUAAGGACUCCGACAAGAAGUACCGGGAUGAGCAUCCAGCAACAAUGGCUGUGGGCAUAGUUGAUGGAACUUCAGAGGCCAUUUUCCGGGCACUUAUGUGUCUUGGUCCCUCAAGAUCAGAAUGGGACUUUUGUGUUUACCAAGGUAGCGUGAUUGAGCAUCUUGAUGGUCAUACUGAUAUUAUUCACAAAGAAUUAACUGGUGAUUGGUUACCUUGGGGAGUGAGAAGGAGAGAUUUACUAUUGCGGCGUUAUUGGAGAAGGGAGGAGGAUGGAACAUAUGUAAUUCUCUACCAUUCAGUGUUUCACAAAAAGUGUCUACCUCAAAAAGGCUAUGUUCGAGCCUGCCUUAAAAGUGGAGGAUAUGUAAUUUCUCCUGUGAACCAAGGAAACCAAUCAGUUGUGAAGCACAUGCUUUCCAUUGACUGGAAAUUCUGGAAGUCCUAUGUGAAUACAUCAUCUGCAAGAUCUAUAACCAUCCAAAUGCUUGAGAGAGUUGCAGCACUGAGGGAGUUUUUCCAAGCCAAAGAAGGAAAUUGCCCCUCUGAAUUCUCAUCAGGAGAGCUGACACGAGAUAUUGGAUUGUCUCGGAGUCUAAAGGAGGAUAUCAAGGUUGAAAUCCAAACCCCAAUGAAGAGCAGGAGGGGUGAAAAUGAUGAUUCUAUGGUAGAAAAGGUGGAAAAGCAGUUCCCAAAACCUGCAAGCCUUAUAGAACUUGAUGAUGUAGCUGAUGAAUUCUUUGAUGUUCCUGAACCAUCAGAAUAUGACCUAUCAGAUACUGGCUGGCCUGCUGAUGAGAGUCAAGAUAUGCACCCUCAGGAUUUAUGCCAUCCUAAAUUAUCUACAGCUACAUGUUUUGUGAAGAAGUUGCAUGAUCUAGCAGUUCAGAAGAGGGGUUACAUAGACUUGCAAGAGACGACAAGGGAAGACAACAUACCAUGCUGCUAUGGAGACACUCUUCCAAAAGAUCCAUGUUGUAAUUUGGCUUGCAGUUGGACCACACCUGAUCCUUCAACAUUUCUAAUACGUGGAGAUAAUUAUCUGGUAGACAAUCAAAAGAUCAAAGCAAAAGGAACCUUGAUGCAAAUGGUUGCUGCAGAUUGGCUCAGAUCUGACAAGCGAGAAGAUGAUCUUGGUGGACGUCCUGGGAGCAUUGUUCAGAAGUAUGCCCAAAAGGGUGGUCCAGAAUUCUUCUUCAUUGUAAACAUACAGGUUCCGGGUAUGACUACAUAUAGUCUCGCAUUAUAUUACAUGUUAAGCACUCCUUUGGAGGACAGCCCCCUACUAGAGAGCUUUGUCAAAGGAGAUGAUACUUACAGGAAUUCUAGGUUUAAGCUCAUACCAUACAUUUCCAAGGGACCAUGGAUAGUAAAGCAAAGUGUUGGCAAGAAAGCAUGCCUGGUGGGUCAAGCACUUGAGAUAAACUAUUUUCGUGGGAACAACUACUUGGAGCUUGGAAUUGAUAUCGGGUCAUCAACAGUGGCAAGAGGAGUGGUCAAUCUUGUCCUUGGAUACCUGAACAAUCUAGUAAUAGAAAUGGCAUUUUUGAUACAGGCUAACACACAAGAGGAGCUACCAGAAGUCCUCCUUGGAACAUGCCGUCUCAAUCAUCUGGAUGCAUCAAAAUCAGUAGUAGUGAAACUGUGAAACCAUGAUUUUCACCCCGAUAGUUACACUUGUAUUAAGGAAUAGCAGUAGUCAUGAGGUAACUUGCAUGUAUUUUUUGAAGGUGUUAACUGGCUCAGUUGGUAAGUUCUCUAGCUGGUUGUAGCAGGGACUUAGGAUCUAAUUCCGCCUUCACCAGGGAUGAGGGGUUAUGGUUUUGGGGGAUGGGCUACCCCCUGUGUUAGCCCUAUGGAACAAAAGAAAAAAUGCAUUAUUUUUUCAUUCAUUCAAUCACAUCGGCAGUGAUUUAUGGUGCCA